GUCUCGCAGCCUGCAGGGAGGGGAGGAGAAGGUGGCAGGGUUUCUCUGUUAGCCAGGAUCCAUCUGGUCCUUUGCAGCGGGGGGGCAGCGGAAGCCAGAGACCCUGGGGUAGACCAGUGUCCAGGGCUGGGAUGCCUGGGCAGAUGUGGUGGCAGCUGGAAAGGUGGCACCGCUGUUGGGUGGCUGGAACUGCGGCUGUUCCUAGGAGACGGAGCCGCCGCCGCAGCAGCAGCAGCAGCAGCAGCAGCCUGCGGGGGAGGGGGAGCAAGUGGGUUGCUGCUUUUAGCAGCUGAAAGGGCUGCAGGGAGCUCUGGGUAAGAUAUUUUCUACCGCCGUCGCCGCCGCUUCUGCGGUAGAAGCUGCCUGGAGUAAGUGAGAGGAAGGAGGAUCGUGAGAGGGAGGAGGUCUGCCCCGCAGCCAUGCUGAAUCACCGCGGCUGAUCCCAUCUCCCCGCUGGGCUCCUGGGGGAACCGAGAGCAACACGAGCCAGUUUCCCUGGGUGCACAGCCUUUCGUUCAGCGGCUGCUACCCCUGCUGGGCCUCGCACAAUGGACGGUGAAAGAAGCAAGCCGAGUCCCCAGCCGACAGCACAGGCUGGGGAAGAUGAAAAGAACCAAAAGACCAUCACUGUCAACCCUGCACACAUGGGGAAGGCCUUCAAGGUCAUGAAUGAACUGAGGAGUAAGCAGCUGUUGUGUGACGUGAUGAUUGUGGCAGAAGAUGUGGAGAUAGAAGCCCACCGUGUGGUCCUGGCCGCCUGCAGCCCUUACUUCUGUGCAAUGUUCACAGGUGACAUGUCUGAGAGCAAAGCUAGGAAGAUUGAGAUCAAGGACGUGGAUGGGCAGACGCUCAGCAAGCUGAUCGACUACAUCUACACUGCGGAGAUCGAGGUGACCGAAGAGAAUGUGCAGGUCCUACUUCCGGCAGCCAGCUUGCUGCAGCUCAUGGACGUUCGGCAGAACUGCUGUGACUUCCUGCAGUCUCAGCUGCAUCCCACCAAUUGUCUGGGCAUACGUGCAUUUGCAGAUGUGCACACCUGCACGGACCUUCUGCAGCAGGCCAAUGCCUACGCAGAGCAGCACUUUCCGGAGGUGAUGCUGGGGGAAGAGUUUCUUAGCCUGAGUCUGGACCAGGUAUGCAGUUUGAUAUCCAGUGACAAACUGACUGUCUCCUCAGAAGAGAAGGUAUUUGAGGCCGUGAUUUCGUGGAUCAAUUAUGAGAAAGAGACCCGCCUGGAGCACAUGGCAAAGCUGAUGGAACAUGUCCGACUCCCUCUCUUGCCAAAGGACUACCUAGUUCAGACAGUGGAAGAGGAGGCUUUGAUCAAGAAUAACAACACGUGUAAGGACUUCCUCAUUGAGGCCAUGAAAUACCACCUGCUCCCUCUGGACCAGAGGCUCUUGAUCAAGAACCCCAGGACCAAGCCUCGAACUCCAGUCAGCCUGCCCAAGGUCAUGAUUGUGGUUGGUGGCCAGGCUCCCAAGGCAAUCCGCAGCGUGGAGUGCUAUGAUUUUGAGGAGGACCGCUGGGAUCAGAUCGCGGAGCUUCCCUCCAGGAGAUGCAGGGCAGGUGUGGUGUUCAUGGCUGGCCACGUGUACGCUGUGGGCGGGUUUAACGGCUCUCUGCGGGUGCGGACAGUGGACGUGUAUGACGGGGUGAAGGACCAGUGGACGUCCAUCGCCAGCAUGCAGGAGCGCCGGAGCACUCUGGGAGCUGCCGUGCUCAAUGAUCUGCUGUAUGCUGUCGGAGGCUUUGAUGGCAGUACGGGUCUGGCAUCAGUAGAAGCCUACAGCUAUAAGACUAACGAGUGGUUCUUUGUGGCCCCAAUGAACACUCGGCGGAGCAGCGUGGGAGUGGGCGUUGUGGAGGGGAAGCUGUAUGCUGUUGGGGGUUAUGACGGGGCUUCACGCCAAUGCCUGAGCACCGUGGAGCAGUACAACCCAGCAACCAACGAGUGGACAUACGUGGCGGACAUGAGCACCCGGCGCAGUGGAGCAGGGGUUGGGGUGCUCAGCGGACAGCUGUAUGCCACAGGGGGGCAUGAUGGUCCCUUGGUGAGGAAGAGUGUCGAAGUCUAUGACCCUGGGACAAACACCUGGAAGCAGGUGGCGGACAUGAACAUGUGCAGGCGGAAUGCAGGAGUCUGUGCCGUGAACGGGCUCCUCUAUGUAGUCGGGGGUGAUGAUGGAUCCUGCAACUUGGCUUCGGUAGAGUACUACAAUCCAGUCACCGACAAAUGGACGCUGCUACCAACGAACAUGAGCACUGGGCGGAGCUAUGCAGGUGUUGCUGUGAUUCACAAGACCUUGUGACCUAAACUCCCACUGCCAGGAGGCGGAGGAAGGAGUGGGUGCCGCCUGUGACUCAGAGCAGUGGGACCGUGGUGACCAGAUGACAGUUAACCGGGAGGGACUGCAGUGGUGUGAGAACCACCCUCCUGGGAUUUGCCAGACUGGUGUGGACACUGAUGACCACUUACUGCCCCCUAAGGUGCUUUGAUUUUUGCCAUGAGCAGUGGGGUUCCUGAUAGCCCCAGCAGCACCUUUGGAGUUCUUUUGUUUGUGUGUGUGUGUGUGUGUGUGUGUGUGUGUGUGUGUGUUUCUACAGGGACAACAGAGAACCUAGCAUAGUGUGUGUGUGUGUAUGUGUGUAAGAUGUAGUGUUCCACUUAGCUGGAUUCAGCUUGGGGAUGGAACAGUGUGAUAUUCUACUGGAUUUCUUUACUACUGAUCCUUCCACUAUGCUAACCACCACACAACCUCUCUUCUGGAUGUGUCCUCGUGGGGCCUCCAUUACUGAAGCUGCUGUCUUUGAGAGGUGCAGCCCAACAGGCUGGCAAUGUGCAGAAGCAACCGGCCCGGGGUAGCUCCCUGGCCCUGCCUGUGACCAAGAUGUGACUACUUCAGCGCUAAAGAGCUUUCUCAGAGCUGUGCCAUCCUCUGCGUACCGUGCCAGGGUGCAGACACCAUCUGCCCUGUGCUCAUGGCCAACACCUCUUCCUUGGCACUACUCUAGGAUUCAGAUGAGAGCUGCCCUGCCCGGGCCUCUGGUCUUUCAUGCCAUGGAUUCUAGCUUUGUAUCUCUUCAGCAGGGAAAAUGAACUCUUCAGAGAAGUCCCAGGUAACGCACUGGAGAGAAAUGUACAAGAAAACAAAAGAAAACCAAAGUGGUAAGGAUUCUGUCCUUUCCCACAGUGGUCUCACAGAGGGACCACACUUCUCUGUGUUGCCAAGACACAACUACAGGCUCACACUUAUUAUGAAGGACUACUUACUAGAACAAGGGUUCUCACCCUUUCACCAAACCCAGAGAUAGGUUUACCCCUGUGCUGGAUGGGGCCAUGUGUGGUUCUCAUAGACAUGAAUGACUUUGAAGAAUAGACUGGCUGGAUCUGGCCCUUGACACUUGGUGGUGAUGGUCAACUCUGCUUGACAUCCCCACCUUCCUUCUCUCAUGCUUUUCCUCCCAACCUCCCGAACACCCCUCUUUGCUUCCACUGUGGGGGAGGAGAUGGUAUAGUGGGUUCUCGAUUAGAGCUCUUCCCCGAGAAUACUUACAUUUUAAAAGAAGAGUUUGAUGAAAGCUUUCUUCAUUCACACAUAAAAAUUAUUAAUGAUCUAACUUCCAGCAUCUGGGGGGAAUGUGUGAAGCAACUGGAGACAUAGACAUUAAAAAAGAGCCCCAGAGCUGGGUUAUUCCUAAGCUGGUAAGUGGAUGUGUUGGAAUUUCUGCUGUAGGAAGGGAGGAUUUGAGUCUGGAAAAUAGUCCCGCAGCCAGGAGCUGGGAUUUAGCUCACUGCCAUCAGGGUCUGUGCAAAGAAAACCACAGGGCUUUGUGGACCCUGCUUCCCAGCAGAUUCUGUAGUAAGUUGUCACCCUCCUGUCCUCUGUCUUCUGCAAGCCUCCCUAGCUAGCUUGGAGAAUUCACUGGAUUUUUUUUUUUUUUUGAACUAUUCUCCUGAAGCUUAAAUUUCUCUUUCUGAUGUUACACAGAUUUUUAGUAGCCCUAGGGAGAAGCUAGACCCUCCGGCUUUGGGGGACCUAGAACAAAGUCUUCAGGAGAAUCAGGACAUAUAUUGGAGGAAUGUUUUGGUUUCAGCUAUCAAUGGGGGACACUGACUUUGGAACUCUUCCUGGCUCUGUACUGGGAGCUGAAAGAAUGAGAUUUAUAUUUUGGAAGUCCCUCUCCAAGGAAGCUUUAGGACUUGUUUGGAGGGGUGGUGGUGAGGAUGAGGUUGGAGUAAGAUUCUGAUGUGUCGUGUUCACACAUGCACUCCAUUCCAGGAGAAGGGAAAAUCUCCCCUCCUCCACCCCACCACCUUUAACCUAGACUGUCCUGUUUAGCAGCCAAGAUGAGGCUUGGUAUUACCCUCCCAUAAAGAAUCCCUUCCCUGAAAGCUAUCUGGCCAUGUUUUCUGCUUUGGGUUUUCGCUGUUGGUUCCACCUGGCGUCUCCCUUCCAGCUGCUCCUGGAAGCUACGUUCAUCUCAUCCUCAUGUGUCCUUUCUCAUGGGGACUAGAAUACUGGUACGUCAUCACCCAAAUGCCAAUCUCUAUCUGGGUUCUAGCCACUCAGAGAUGCCAUCCCAAAACAUCUGUUGCUCCAAUCUAUCACCAGGUACAAUUCCCCCUCUACACCAUACUUAACCUUCACGUCUUUGCUAGUCACAUGGUGGGUGACACCUCACCUCCCCUCCCUGCUAGGAUGACUGUCAUGGCUUGUGAAUGCAGCCUUGAUGGUGGUGGCACAUCUGAAGUCAGGUGGUACUGGUCAAAUGGAAUUGAGACCCAAGGUUAGAAACCAGCUCAGAUGCCACUUAAGAUACCAGUCUGGGCCAUGCAGAAGUCAGUUUCUGAAUCCCAAAGUUAUUUUUUCCUAAGUACCCAAUGGCAUCUCUCCAUCUAAGAUAUUGAAGUAUUAUGCAAAUGAAGUGACCUCAUUUUUUGCUAUGCAAUAAGAAUACUUAAUUCUAUCUCAUGACAAGCCAGUUGCAAUAUCCCCUAAGAUGCUUUUCAAAAUGUCUCAUUUUGGUAUCUGUUAUGUAAUGUUUGUAUAUCUCUGAGCCAGAUCCUUUUCAAAAUUGCCUUUUUUUGUAAAAUUGAAGCUAUGGAUAGCUUUCAGGCUAAAAUUUUAAUGUAGAUAUUUUUAUAAAUAAUUUUUCAAGAGAGAUUCGAAUCGCUUUUUAAUCGUCCAUGGUAAUGAAAUGCUGUGUUCUUCGUUGUUCACUGGCGCGCGCACACAGUCCACGCCUGUCAGCACCUUCCCUUUGGGUCUUUCCCUCUCAGAAUGGAGUUUCUAGUAGACGAGUCUUCCUCUUGACACCACUCAAGAAAGGCUGCUGAAUUAGAAAACACGGUCCCUUUUGUUUCUUGAAUUGCUAGGGGCUAAUGUCCAACUUGACUUGGCAUCUUAUCUCAAGGUACUGCUUAUCUCUGUCUGUUUCUUGGAGUCUUGUGCAGAGCUGGGGCUGGCUUGGCCCGUGUGGUGGGGGCUCUCAUUGCCUGCCACCGAGCCUGCCCUCCAGCCCACACCCGGGGCGUUCCUGCGUCCUGUAGACCACCAUCUUUCAUCCUCUUUGGUCUCCUUGUUCUUCCCAAGUUUCUAGUGUUCAAUGCCUUUGCUGCCAGGUCAUGUCUCUUUUAGAAGCAUCCGUCUCUCUACUUUAACACAAAGAGUCGUCACUGUCUCUAAGAAGAAUGUGAUUGGGCACAAGCUUUGCGGAUGUUCACACUGUUUCCUCUAGAGCUAUCUUCACUCUGAGCAGGGUUUUGUGUUUGGGUCUACCAUAAAACUCGUGUUGCUUUUUUAAAUCUUUAUUUCUUUUUUAAUUAAUUCUGGGCCAUUUAAAAUUGCCUCCGUGCUUCCAAAUUUGCACCUAGAUGGAUCAGCAUGGGAGGCCCAGCACACUCACUCUGGUUAAGAUGGAAUUUCCAAGGCUCUUAUGGCCUGCCGAAGCAAGGAGGUUGGAAUGUAUUUUUUAAAGUGUUUGCACUACUUAGAGUCCUAAGCCCCUCAUGUCAGCUGUUUGUGCACCUACUGACAAAGCAGAAAAUCCUGUUAGUGCUUCCAAUAUUUGGGGUUGAAAGAGACUUCUGUGGUGGGUAGUCACAACCUUCCGGCCCUGCGCAGCCUUUGCUGUGGGACUCGGGCUCACGGCUCACGGCUCAUGGAUGCAGCAUCAGCCACGGCAGGAUGCAUGGGACUGCGGCAUUUGCACAAACAAAAUGCCCCAGCUCACCAUUCUCCCUUUCGGCUAUGAGAUUGUAAAUUAUUCCCCUCCCCCACCAUUUCAGUGGUAAUUAAAGGACCCUUGUUGGACUUCUUGUCUAAUUUGUAUAUGAUGUGUAAAAUACUUUCUUUGAAAGAAAACCGAAGACACUGAAUGAUGUGUGUGUCUGUAUGGACGCACUGUUCCUGUGCUUAACACAGGCUGUCAGGCUAGAUCACUGACUCCUUGUCCAAUGUACUACACAGGUAAGCUCGUGGCUCUGCUGUUUAAUGCAUGGACGUUGGGAACAGUAUAUCUUGCACAAGAAAGCUUGUCAUAUGCUUGAUCGGUUACAGUGAUAGCUGAAGAAACAUUUCGCCAAAUGUAUUAUUUUAACAGAAAUCAUGUCCUCCUUUCCCAUACUAUAUGUUUAAUUUUAAUAAAAACUGAAUUGUGCAAACCA
Molecule: messenger RNA, 6670 nt
Organism: Jaculus jaculus (lesser Egyptian jerboa)
Lineage: Eukaryota; Metazoa; Chordata; Mammalia; Rodentia; Dipodidae
Gene: Klhl3
Product: kelch like family member 3
Exons: 15
Coding region: 549-2312 (587 amino acids)
Biological process (GO): monoatomic ion homeostasis; renal sodium ion absorption; protein K48-linked ubiquitination
Cellular component (GO): cytosol
Molecular function (GO): protein binding
Source: RefSeq, a predicted model, not a curated record